AUGGAUGACUUGGUAGACCGAGAUGCGCCGCAGCUCUCCUUCAAGAUCACCCACUAUACGGAUGCGACACUCCUGGCAACCACCUUUUCGCAUUGCACGUGGGAUGUGUCUGGCGCUCUCGGCUUCAUGAAGGCCCUCCAGCUUGUGCUUGACGGACGAGAAGACGAGGUGCCCCCAAUGCUCGGGGCGUCAAGCGACAUGCUUGCGGAGGUGGCUGGUCUACAUGAAAGGGGCCUUCAGGAGGAUGUGCAACUGAAGCAAAUGAUGAGCCACAGAUCUGGGGACGAGAAGGAGUGUGUGCACAGGAGCCCCCAGCCUAUUUUAGAAGAGCGCCUCAUUGGAAUCCCAAUGGACACGCUCAAACGGCUACGCAGUCUGGUGAUUGCAGAGGACGGGGAUGAGGACACCUGGAUGACGUACCAACCCGACGAGCUAUUCGUGGCCCUGGUCGUACAGCAGAUCGCAAGAGCGAGCCCGACGCCGCGCUCGAUCAACAUGAUGAACAUCCUUAACGCGCGGCUGGUCGUACCAUCUCUGUCCAAGGCCAGAGGAGUCUACACGCAGAACAUGGUGUUGCUCGCGCCAAACAAGCUGUCACCGAACACUACGGCGGGCGGCUUGGGGCCCAUCGCCGUCUCUCAGCGCGCGUGCAUCGGGGGUUUCACCACGCAGGCUAACAUAGCGCGGUCGCUCCGCACAUUCCUCGGCGCCAUACAGGCCGGUGUCGACACUACCGCCCUGACGAGCAGCGACGACGACGCGGCGCCGCUGCUCAUCAACAACCUGGUGCGCUUCACCAACGAGCUGGACAUUGACCUCAGCUCGGCGGUUCUGCGUCAGGGCGAGGGCUCUGCGACGAGAAACAACGCUCUCGGGACGGUCGACUUCUGCUAUUUGACGAUUAAGAACCCGUACGAUAUGAUGCGCAUCACGACUUUGGGCGCUUAUGAUGGCACUGCGUGCUGGAUGUUCGGGGAGCUUCCUGCUCGGGCCUGGGAGCUGCUGCAGGAGACUCUCGAUGAGCUAGGGCAAUAA
This is a messenger RNA of Purpureocillium lilacinum, 1035 nucleotides long. RefSeq lists its product as uncharacterized. NCBI's taxonomy places the organism in Eukaryota, Fungi, Ascomycota, Sordariomycetes, Hypocreales, Ophiocordycipitaceae. The record is from RefSeq and is a predicted model, not a curated record.